AUAAAACAUCGAGUGAUGCGUUCACGGCUGUUCGGGGAAAGAAGGAAGGAGAGAGUCCGUCCGGGAACCAAGGGGGAGGAAACAGGGAGGAAGAGAGAGAAAGGAGGGAGAAACCUGAGAGUAAAGAGAAGCACAAACCUCAGAUCAGCUCAUUUCUCUGCAGUCGAUCCUUUCAGAAGAAGCUGCGCUGCUGGAUGGUCACAGUUCGUCUUUUAUUCACCGGAAUCAUCGCUGGUUACAGCCAUGGAGUGCAUCAAAAACUGCUGCAAGAGCUUCAUGAAGAAGCGGGGGAAGGAGCAGGAGACCCAAGUGAUCGCUCUGAAGAUGCCUCCAGAUCAGGUGGAAACUUCAGCACUUGCAGAGACGAGGAGAGGAGUUACAGAAGAUUACCUCCUUUCCAAGCUGCCGCCGGACGGUCGAGAGGUUCCCUUUGUUCUGCCGACCUUCAGAGCUUCAUACAUCCAACCCAGAGGACCCCAAUACCCCAAUCUACAGUCCGGCCUGCAGAGUUCAGCUCGCAGCACGUAUGCAGAGAGGAAGGCCGAGCUGCUGGGCACCGGUCACUUCACCUACAGCCCCGAGUCCAGCACCCGUCAGGGUCAGAUGACCGAGUACAUCUCCCCCGGAUCGGCCCGCCGAGACACACUGAGGAGCAAAAACUCCAGUCCUCAGAGCCCAGGUUGGACCCUGAAGCCGGGCGUCCAGCAGCGACUCAGCAGCUCCAUGUUUGAUCUGUCCAGCCCUCAGAGUCACAUGCAGCUGCAGCGCUUCGAUUCCACGUCCAGCGUCUUCAGCGGCACUUCUUCUAUGAUGAGCUCCAUGGAAAGCAGCCUUGAAUCCAUCACCCUGUCCGGAGACGAGCGCGACCUGGGGAAGGUUUGCGUUCGGCUGAGCUACCAGGAGGCUGUGGAGCAGGUGUGGAUCACCCUGGUUCAGUGUUCAGACCUAAAUCUGACUCCAGAUGGAGCAGAGCAACAAAGGAUUGGCUUUAAAGCGAUCAUCACCAUCCCCAAACCCAUCCAGUUCAAGAGCUCCGUCAAGGAAUACGCUCAGGAUGUGUCCUUCAUGGAGACCUUUGUGUUUGCGCUGCGACUCCAGCAGUUGCGAUGCAGCGCUUUGGUGCUUCGGCUGCAGACGCACAACCCAAAGAAACGUACGGUGGCCGAGUGCGUCCUCUCGCUGCGACAGCUCGACCUUCAGGAGACCGAACACUGGCUCGACCUCAACCCUCCGUCCAAAUCCUCGGUGUCGCACUCUGAGCUCCAUCUCACCACCUGCUUUCAGCCAGUCAACGGUCGCAUCCAGCUUCAGGUCCUCGCCGCCCAAAACCUCCCAGCAUCCUCCUCACCGCUCACACAAGCGUUUUUUGUCAAAGUGGAGAUGCAGCAGCUGGACCAGGUGGUGAUGAAGAAGAAGACUCGGGUGCUGAAGGCCUCAGGGGGUCAGUGUCAGUGGGCCGAGACGUUUCACUUUCUGCUGGCGUCUUUAGACCACGCUUGCUCGCUGACGGUCAAACUCUACAGUCGCAGCUCGGUCAGGAGGAAACAGUGUCUCGGACAGGUCCAUCUGGGAUUCGACAGCCCCGUCCCUGAAGCCGUGGACCAGUGGAAGGACACGAUGGCUCAUCCAGAGAAAGUGGUUUCAGGGUGGCACAGACUGAGCUCCACCUGAAGCGACUUCCGCUUCACAUGCUGCUGACGUAACGCUCUCGUGCUGCAGGUCCGGCUGCUUCCUUUUCCGGUCGACCAUCAGCUCUGAUGGACCGUAAACUGCUCUGAAUGAGCCGUAAGACACUUCAGGUGUUCAGUCAUCGCUUGUAAAUACAGUCAGGGGUUUCGAACAAAGCGUAGGUGCUGGAAAGGCUUUUGGUGUUUAGACUAAAUGAGGGAUUUUUCUUAAGAAACAGUAAAGUAUUUGCAAAAAACUAACUUAACUUAGCUGUAUAUGAUGCUGCGUUUUGUAUUACUGCUGUUUGGUGUCACUCUGCUGGAUAGAAAUUUUACAAGCAGGAAAUAGUGACCAUGAACUCACUGUUUUAGAAACCCUGUGUUAUUAGUCUGUAAAUAAGAUAAAUUUUAAAGGAUGUAAAUAGUGGUGUUCUGUAUUUUUCUUCUUGUAAACAAACACUAGAAAUGACUGUUUCUCAGUAGUUUCUCUCAGAUGCAAAUCUUUAAAAAAAAAAAAAGGUCAUAAUUAUUUAGUUUAUUUAAAAAAAAUACUAAGGAGCUUCUUAAAACAGCUGGGCUUUGUAGUUUUUAGCAAACAUUACAUAAACUGAGGAGCAAAUAGUUUGUUUGUGAAGACCAGUUUUUGGUGGAUUUAUACACAUUUGGCCAGGUAACAUUUUUCUACCGAGUGUAAUUAUUCCAGCAUUUAAGGGACUUUUGCUGACCUUUAUUUUGAAAAUCCUGGGGCUAUAUUUCAGUCUGGAUGGGCAGAAACUGAGAAUUUUGGAAAGACUGACUAGGACCCCGCUGUUUGCUACUUGUUCUUCCCUGAUUCGUGUUCAGGGUUGCAGAUAUGAUCCCUUCCUGGGGCCGUUGUAUAUCCGAAUUUUUGAAACAUUUAUCCUGCAUUUUAUAUGUUUAAAUUAUGUAAUUUUAGCAUUUAUGUAUUUAAAUGUACAGCUGUUGAUUAAAGGAACAGCUAAGAGUGAUCUAGAUGUCUAGUAAACUUUAACUUUUCAACCCAAUUUUUCCAGAUUUUAGUCGAGACAACUCUGUUCCAUUGCUGUUUUGUUUUUUUUGUUUUUUUGGUGUCUAAUCAAUAGAAAAUUGCUCAGUGGCUCACAGAUGUUAGCCUGAAAAACUACAGCAUCCAUGUUCUUAAUAAUGUAGAAGGAUGCCGCAAGUGCAACAAAUAUGCUGUAAAGUGCAACAAAUAUGCUGUAAAGUGCAACAAAUAUGCUGUAAAGUGCAACAAAUAUGCUGUAAAGUGAUGAUCAAAGUUUUUUUUUACCUUGUUAAAGUGGUGUUUUUUAGAUGCAUCAUGAAGCAAAGCACCAUUAUUGAGCAUUUCCACCUUGAAACUACAGUGUCUCGUGCAAAUUCAGACUUCCCGGGUUUCAUUCAUCACAAACCUGAAGAACCAAUCCUGUCGACUUGCAAUAUGAGACUUUUUGUAUCAUUUCUCUCCUUCAGAAUCAGUUUGAACAUGUAUAUCUGAGUGACUCCAGUACUGCAACUUUCUGUUUUCAGUAGUUUUACUGUGUCUGGUGUGCAGAGACUUCACAAAUCUGCACAUUCUAGAGAAAUCAACAGCAUAGAAUUACAUCGAAGCCAUUUUCAAGCAGGAAUGAACUAUUUUAAUGGAACAAUUUGCAAUAAAUAUGUAACUUCAAUACACCAAGAUGAGUUAUUAGGGGUUUAGUAACAGAAAAAUACAAAAAGUCACUUUAUUUAUCUUUUAAUUCCCUAAAAAUUGAGCUACAAGGUUUUAUCUUUCUCUUUAUAUGGUGUCAUGUUACUGAACAAUACAGCAGCUUUGCGCUUUUGAUAAAAGCACUUUAAUUUUUUUAAAAUGUAUUUAAUGUUGAAAGUUUUCUGUGAUUAAAAGUAGGUUUUGUUUGCAA
Amphiprion ocellaris (clown anemonefish) is the source of this 3571-nucleotide messenger RNA. Its product is annotated as tandem C2 domains nuclear protein. Lineage: Eukaryota; Metazoa; Chordata; Actinopteri; Pomacentridae. Gene Ontology annotation, cellular component: nucleus. The coding region runs from base 16 to 1671 and encodes 551 amino acids. The transcript is spliced from 11 exons. The record is from RefSeq and is a predicted model, not a curated record.